Molecule: messenger RNA, 1686 nt
Organism: Haliotis rubra (blacklip abalone)
Lineage: Eukaryota; Metazoa; Mollusca; Gastropoda; Lepetellida; Haliotidae
Product: alpha-N-acetylgalactosaminidase-like
Exons: 8
Coding region: 117-1322 (401 amino acids)
Biological process (GO): glycoside catabolic process; glycosylceramide catabolic process; oligosaccharide metabolic process
Cellular component (GO): cytoplasm
Molecular function (GO): alpha-galactosidase activity
Source: RefSeq, a predicted model, not a curated record
AGUGACAAUACGUGUCAUGUGACCUGCUCACACACGUGACCUGUUUUGACGGGCGACUUGCAGAAAGGUACGAAGAAGCACGCCUCCAAGCUCAUCGCAAAGAACGACGUUGCAGGAUGUAUGCCGUACUCUUCGUCGCGCUGACAUGUCUGGGUGCUCAUGUGAACGCUGUCAACAACGGCCUCGCAAGGACGCCACCGAUGGGGUGGAUGUCAUGGCAACGUUACCGGUGUAUUACUGAUUGUGUGCAACAACCUGACAACUGUAUCAGCGAGAGUCUCUUCAAGCGCAUGGCUGAUAGACUUGUUAGUGACGGCUACAAAGAUGUCGGCUAUGAAUACGUCAACAUCGACGACUGCUGGCCUCUGAAGGACAGAGAUGCCGAGGGCAAGAUCGUUCCGGAUCCAGCAAGGUUCCCCAGUGGAAUGGCAGACCUAGCAAAAUAUAUGCACUCUAAAGGACUUAAGCUUGGUAUCUACGGCGACUUCGGAACCGAGACAUGCGGCGGCUACCCCGGCAGCAAGUUCUACAUGGACGUGGACGCUGAGACUUUUGCAGACUGGGGCAUCGACUCCCUCAAACUGGACGGCUGUUACACCAACCCUGAUGAUUACGCUGCGGGGUAUCCGCUGAUGGAGUUCUUCUUGAACAAGACCGGCAGACCAAUCCUGUACUCCUGCAGCUGGCCUGCCUACGUGAAAGAUCCUGACUACAAGACAAUUGCAGACAACUGCAACAUCUGGAGGAAUUAUGGCGACAUUCAGGAUUCUUGGGACAGCGUGAAGAGCAUCAUCGGCUUCUACGGGGACGACAAAGAUAACUUCACCAAGUUCGCCGGUCCCGGCAACUUCAACGAUCCAGACAUGAUUAUUCUGGGCAACUUCGGCCUGAGCUACGACCAGCAGCGAGUGCAGAUGGCGAUGUGGGCUGUCAUGGCGUCCCCGCUCCUCAUGUCCAACAACCUGGAGGACAUUCGACAGGAGACGAAGGAACUCCUCCUUAACAAGAACCUCAUAGCCAUCAACCAGGAUCCGCUGGGGAUUCAGGGGACCCGGAAAUCCCAGGUUGGUAACAUUGAAAUUUGGUCCAGGCCUUUGUCACCAGUGGGGAAGUUCGCCAUCGCUAUCCUGAACCUUGGAGACGGAGGAUGUGCAGCUAUCGUGAACACCACCUUGUCCUAUGUCGGACUUACCAACCAGGCGGGCUACACAGUGACGGAAGGGUUCACGGGGGCUGCAGUGGGCAAGUUCUCACUCACAGAUCACUUCGUUAGCAAAGUGAACCCAUCCGGUAUACAGUUAUACGUUGCUAGUCCAAACUAGGUUCAUGACUAUAACAGCAUUGCACCCACGCUGAAAUAUGUCAUGACGUAUGUGUAAAUAUGGCGGUCGCACGAUUUACCCAUGACUUGUUUUGUUAGAACUAUUUUUACAUUUUCAGUAUUCAUGUGUCAGUUUUGUCUCAGGUUGUCAGACCUUGUAUGAAUCUAAGGUCGUUGCCGUUCAUGUAUAUUAUUAUGUUCCAUUCAACUGCCAUUGAUUUGAUACAACGAACUGACAAACCACAUGGUUGCCUGUUAACACGUGAUUGUAUGUACUGCUCCCCACUUCAGCCAAUGUACUAUGAUUGCAUUGCUUCUGUGCCAUUGAGAUUGUAUGCGUGUUAUUAAAUAAUAUCAACCCCAAA